Molecule: messenger RNA, 1887 nt
Organism: Haliotis rubra (blacklip abalone)
Lineage: Eukaryota; Metazoa; Mollusca; Gastropoda; Lepetellida; Haliotidae
Product: polycystin-1-like
Exons: 14
Coding region: 1-1887 (628 amino acids)
Cellular component (GO): plasma membrane
Molecular function (GO): protein binding
Source: RefSeq, a predicted model, not a curated record
AUGGCUUUAGCAGACUGCUGUGGCUACUGUUGGUGGUGGGGGAAGGGGUCUGAAUAUGGAUGUAGCUGCUCAUCGACGACAGUGCAUUGUGAGAACAAGAGGAUCGAAACACUCCCUCAUGCCAAGUACUUCCCUAGUGGCGUAAAAUACCUAUACUUUACUGCAAACCGCUUGUCACAGCUAGACCUGACCCAUGAUAGGUUUUCUAACCUGAAAAUAAUUGAUUUCUCCUCCAACAAAUUAGAGAGUAACUCAGGAAUAGCCAAGACCGUACAUGCUCUACAACAUCUAGAAGAACUGUAUCUACAACACAACAACAUAAAGAAAAUUGAUACUUCCUAUCUCCAUGGUACCAAAGUGAAAAUUUUGGACUUGUCGAACAAUCCAAUUGAAAGGUUCAGUUUUGAUGAUGACCACGACAUUUCUGUAGAGGAUUUCCGGUUAGCCGAUUCACACUUUGCUGACUUCCCUUUUGAAGCCCUCAAAGUAUUCACGAAAUUGAAAACAUUGGACAUCUCUGGGAAUGACUUAUCACACAUUGACAAAGGAACCCUUUUUCAUAGCACGGACCUUAGGGAACUGCAUUUGAACAACAACAACUUCACAACUAUGUUAGAGAGUGAAUUUAAUGAACUUAAACACUUAGAAAAAAUAUGGCUGGCUGACAACCCCUGGAACUGUGACUGCUCUCUACAAUGGCUGCGUGAUCGGAUGAAUGUUAAGAAAGGGCAGACUAUCUUCCAGGACCGGGACCAAGUCCGCUGCACCAAACACCCAGAUACAGCCCUUAUGGAUGUGUCCAGGUCCAAGUUUUCUUGCAGCCUCGCGUCUGCCACAUGUGUCCAGGAGGCCUCCCAGUCCAGGUUCGUCGUCUACAACACGCAGCGGAAGGCCAGCAACUUGACAGAGUGCCACCAGUUCUGUUUCAACAAAAACUACACCUACUUUGUAAUGACGAUGCAUAAUGACUGUUUCUGUGGUGACGUCAAUGUCAACUGCACCUGUGCUUGUGAAGAAUCCUAUACAAUCAUCGCAGGGGCCAAGGGUAUAAUGUCGGGAAUCAAGGUCAACUAUACAUCUCCCGUCGUCAUAGGAACUCCCGUCACCCUGGCUCUUCAAUGGGACGUCACGUAUGACACCAUGGAGGUGGACUUCGGAGAUGGCAGCCAUAUUGUGACAACGUCCUUGACAUCAGUGUCACAUACAUUUCUGUAUCCGGGCAACUUCCAACUGAAGAUAAAACUGUGCUGCUCUGAGUGUGGGAGCUGUGGUGAGGUGGAUACUUCUAUGAAGGUCUCCAGUCUGGAUGAUGAUGGGAAAUUGUGGUGUGAGGAUUGUGUGAAACUGUCGGAGCCGGCAUCUGUGAAUUCCAGGUUUACCUAUGGCUACAACUCUGAGAUCGUCUGGAGCAGAACUGCACAGGAGGGCUCUGAUACAGUUUCAACACCUUGCCUGCUGGGGGACAAAUACAGUGGCAAUCACCAUUGCUACAUCCUCUACACUGACUUGAAGGACUGGGAGUCGGCCAAGACUAACUGCAGUGUCACCCACGGGGGAUCACUGGCCACCAUCGAGGACGAUCAACUAUUACUGUUUCUUGGAGAGAUCAUGAAAAACCAGUCUGUCAGCGAGGCUUGGAUCGGACUGAACAAAUCGGCAUCACUGGACAACUAUGUCUGGACAACCGGUAACCUGUUCCGUGGCUCUACAGAUGGUCUGAGGAUGGAGUGUGGCUACCUUUCAGAUGAUGACAUCAUUGACACUUAUGGCUGUUUAGAUAAACACAGCUUCAUAUGUGAAUACACCCCAAACGAUGUGGUGGUGAGGAGGUACACAUUGCUGGUAGUCUGGAGAUGGAGGAUGUGGGUCAGCCAACAACAGAGCUAG